AUGUUUACACUUUAAAUAACGGAUUGCCGAUUUAUUGAGGAUGUUGAUCAAAUACAAAAAUUUGUUGACACUAGAAAUUUAUGUUUGAAAAGAAGAAGUGAAAUUGAUACCGUUAGUACUAAUCUAAAUAUGCAAAUAAAAAAUUAUAUUGAUGGAGAAGUACUCAUCUUACUUUAAAUUAGGAUUAAUAUUUGAGAGAGGUUUAAGUCAAGGGUGAAACAUUGAAUUAAUCUGUUAUGGAAAGUCUAAAAUUGUUGGAAGUAAAAAUGUGAGUUAUGUUUAGCAAUUAAAAGUGCCCACUCAUAUAGAUUCAGAAUUGAAUUCGGCUUAGAAAGAAUUUAAAAACAUUGAAUUAAAAUUGAAAUAAUAAGAAGAAUAAAAAAAAUGGGCUGAGCAAGAGACUAUAAAAUAAAAAGCAAGAUUAAUCAAACUUAUUGAAGAAAUUUAGCUUUCAAUCCUAAGUAAUAUUAAUUUUAUCAAAAGAUAAACUUGAUGUCCCUGAACCAGAUAAUAAAACUGGCAUAAUUUUUAAUUGGGUGAUUGGUUGUUUAAUGAAGAAGAAAAAAGGACCAAUAUAGCUUGCAGAAGAACUUAAGUUAAAAGUUGAAAAAAUUCAAUUAUAACCUGAAUCUAUAAUAAAUCAACCAGCCCCUCCUUAAAGUUCAGGAAUAUUUGCUUGUGGAGGUAGAAAACCUCUUUCAAAUUCAAGGCCAAUAAAAAGAGUUGCUUUAUCAGAAGAGGAAUCAAAGAUGUAUGAAAAUUUAUUUGCAUGGAAAGCAAUUAAAUAACACAUCUUUCAUUAAGAAUUCAAAUUUUAAGAAAAAGUUCUACAAUUCUCAUAAGAAUAUGAGAAAUUAGAAUCUUUUUAAAUUAUGUUGGUAAAUGAAAUGGUCUAGGAGAAAAAGGAAAUAAUUAAAGGAAUAUAUGAUAUUGAUAUUAAGGAUUAAGCUAGAAUUAUUAUUGAGAUAAAUGAAAUAAUUCUAUUCCUAUUAAAGGAAAGUGAGAAUCAGAAGGAAUAAAAAGAAAAAGAAUAAUAAUAAGAAUAAUUAGAUUAGGGAAUUAGAUAAAAAGAGGUUGAGAUAGAAAUAAUGUAGAAAGAAAAAUCAUAUCAUGCUGCAAAAGAGAAAAGAAUAUCUAGUUUGAAAAGCACUAUGUCUUUACUUUUUGGUACAAGUUAAAAAGUUGCAGAUUUCUGUAAAGAAAAAAUGGUCUCGAAUGAUUAAAUUAUUGCUUAAAUUGAAGUAAUAAAAUCCCAAGGAUUAUCAAAAGAAUUAAAAGUAUUCUAAGAUGUUGAGGAUAUAUAUCGUAGAAAAAGAUAGUCUUAUGAAGAAUAGUUGUUGAGUUAGUAAUAGAAGGAAGAAGAAAGAAAAGCAAAAGAAGAAUCUGAAAGAAAAGCGAAGGAAGAAGAAGAUAAAAAAAAUUAAUCUCAAAGAAUAAAUCUAGACUCAAAAGAUUAAGAUAAACUCAACUAAUAAAAUGAAGAAGUAAAAUUUUCAUAUAUUAUAAGGAAAAUAAAAGUGAAAUACAUUAAAAUGAAGAUUAGGAUUUUGAUGAUGUAGACUCUGAUAAUAGUGAUCAAGAUGGAGAAAAGUAAGAUUGGAUUGUAAUUUAAAUUCCCUAAUAUUUAGGUCCUUUCUGAAGAUCCUUAAACUAAGCAUAUUUAGUAGACUUUGUUUCCUGAUAAAGUUAAAACUGCCGAAAAUAAAAAUAAUGCUAAAUAAAAAAAUUAAGGAGAGUCUUUAAAAACUUUAAUGUAGAAAAGAAAAAAGAAUUGA
Paramecium pentaurelia is the source of this 1775-nucleotide messenger RNA. The record is from the annotation of a GenBank genome assembly. NCBI's taxonomy places the organism in Eukaryota, Ciliophora, Oligohymenophorea, Peniculida, Parameciidae.